AUGGUUGAAAUUCCAGAAAAGAGGAUUACUAAAAGAGUUGUGUUAUCGGCUGCCCUAGGAUUAUUUGACCCUAUUGUGAUAACAUAUCCCGUUUCAAUGUUACCUAAAGUAUUGCUUCCAAACAUUUGGAAGAGGAAAAUUGAUUGGGACGAUGUACUUCCAAUAGAUAUAUCAAAUAGAAUUUUAGCCUGGGUCAAGGAACCAUCUUUACUGAAAGAAUGUAAGAUUCCACAGAGACUCGUCUCAGGUCCAUUUGAAGAUUGCCGAAUAAGUCUACAUUGUUUCUGUGAUGCCAGUGAAGUUUCCUAUGCUGCCUGUAUUUUCUUACGUUCUGAAUUUAAUGAGAAGAUUUCAGUCAAGUUAGUAACGAGUAAGUCAAGAGUGGCACCUACCAAAGAGAAUACAAUUCCUAGAUUAGAACUCUUGGGGAGCUUUGAUCUUAUCAACAUCAUAUGGUCAAGUCGUAGACAACUGGAAUUGAAAGACAAUACAGUGUAUUUUUGGACUGAUUCAACUCUUGCUUUAACUUGGAUCAAAAGAGAGAAUUUUUGGAAUACGUUUGUAGGAAACAGAGUCACAGAAAUAAGAAAGAAUACUAACUCGAAUGACUGGCAUUUUGUGCCAGGGCAUAUGGACCUAGCAGAUUUGCCUUUAAGAGGUUGUGAUGCUAAGAACUUAUUGAAAAACAAAUGGUGGGGAGGUCCAGAAUGGUUAUGGAAGUCACAAGAAUUUUGGCCAUUAAGUGGAAAACAAGUUAUUGAUGAAAAUUCGGUUGCAUCGGAAGAGAGAAAAAUGAUAGUCAGUAAUGUGGAGCAUGGAUCAGUCAACUUCACUGACAAUUUACUUUAUUUCACGAAAUAUACGAAGAAUCUUAGAAUGCUUUCCUGGAUUUCGUUUUUAGAACCACCUUUCGUUUCAUUAAAAACUGUCAAUGAAAAGAAAAACUUAAGAAAACUGAACUGA
Molecule: messenger RNA, 963 nt
Organism: Stegodyphus dumicola
Lineage: Eukaryota; Metazoa; Arthropoda; Arachnida; Araneae; Eresidae
Source: RefSeq, a predicted model, not a curated record